Messenger RNA from Phanerochaete carnosa HHB-10118-sp, 567 nucleotides. RefSeq lists its product as uncharacterized. The record is from RefSeq and is a predicted model, not a curated record. Lineage: Eukaryota; Fungi; Basidiomycota; Agaricomycetes; Polyporales; Phanerochaetaceae. The transcript has a single exon. The coding region runs from base 1 to 567 and encodes 188 amino acids.
AUGGUCGAUACACUCGACGAACCUACGCAGGGCAAGAAUCGUGCACGACCACAGCCGACACCGAAGCGACACAUACGCAGCCGACCGGGGUUUCGUCUCCUCCUCCGCAAUUCGCUCGACUUCCUCGGUAACGGUACCCCCCACGAACUCGCUAUCGUUCGCAUUGCCGUUUUUCCAAACACGACCGACUCUCGCUUCUCCUCGCCCUCGCCAGCGGCAUCCGGCCAGGUCGUCCGCGGUAUCGUGCUGAUCACGACCGGAGGGAACAGCAGCCGCUUUCGUCCGCGUGUGGUGUUUCCUUUUCGUGCGGCGAUCGGCAAGACUCCCAGGUCCCUCAGUUGUUCCCAACAUGCUCCGGUUACACUGGCCAGAGCUCUCGCCAUCCUCCUCGCCAUCCUCCACGUCGUUAAGCAGGGACGAAGAUCUGAUGCUGCAGUGGCCAGACAGUACGAGAGCGAGGGGAUCAUGUUCACUGACGACGCCAUCUUGUCUGACCAGUCGUCCACAUCUUAUGUGAUCUUGACGAUGCUCCGUGGGUGCAGCAGUGUCUGGGGCCCCACUACAUAG